This is a messenger RNA of Symbiodinium sp. CCMP2456, 4248 nucleotides long. NCBI's taxonomy places the organism in Eukaryota, Dinophyceae, Suessiales, Symbiodiniaceae. The record is from the annotation of a GenBank genome assembly.
AUGGCAGCUGGGGCAUGUCGUGAGCACGUUUGGGAUGAUGCGUGGCAUGACGCUCCGUACCGAGCAGAGGACGAAGAGGUGAAGGACGAAGAGGUGCAGGAGACUGCGUCGACGAGUGCAGACCAAAUUCCAGAUCUCGAAAGCUGCGAACAAUGGGAUGAAGGUUUGGAACCAAAAUGCGAACUGGACCCUUAUUUGGCCGACCGUGCCGGCACGAAUACCAAGGAUGAAGAAAGCGAGCCUUCAACAGCUGGCCUGACGCUUCUCACGGGCGAGCUCCUCUCCUUCCUAGAUGGCGCAAGCAAGAACAGUGGCUCGAGCUUCGUCAAGCGGAUGCAGGUCGAAGCUGAUGCGGCAGUUCUGUCGGCUUCGAGACGGCUUUGGCAGCUCGGGGCCCUGGAACCGGGAGAGCUCUACGGCCAAGUGCAGCUCACGGGCUUAGGAACCUGGAUGGCCACUGCGAGGGCGCGUUUACCGCCGUCGGAGCUUCCGUCGCUGUCGCCGGCUGUGUUAAGGGCCCUUUUCUUCGGCUCAGCCUGGAAAUGCCUCGUGCCCGUCGCUGCUGCGAUCGUCUUGCUGCAGCCGCUGCCUGGCGGACUGACGCCAAACAAGGAUUUGAGAAAGCUUUGGCAAAAGGUUCGGAAGAGACCCCCUUCCGGAUCACAGACGUGCUGGUCGGGGCACUUUGUCAUGGUGGCUGCUUACUUGAAGUGGAAGGAGUGGAAGGCCCAGGACAAGGAGAGACAUCGUAAAGGUGAUGUCGUCUGGGAGGCGCUGGAUGCCAGAGUCAUGGCAAUGUGCCGGUAUGCCAACAAUGCUUUAGGGUAUUGUGGCGAUGAUGUAGCUGCGGUUCUGGAUGGAGAGGAAAAUAUGCCACAAGCUACACCAGCAAGAAGAGCAUGGACUGUGCAAGCCAUGCUGGGUGGUGGCGAUGGCGAUGGCGGCAGGCGGGAGCGCGUUCUGGCCGCUCUCUGCGCUGCUCUGGUCCCCCGCCCCGGCGAUGGUUUUUUUCUGCGUGGCGAGGCCAUCGACGGCUUCGAAGUAGAGGUGGAGUCAACCGUCAGCAGUGCUCAUGCCUGCAUUUUCGGGGCAAGCGCACCGCAGAGGGUUUCAGAUAAGGAGGUGGAGUUUGGAGGCGCCCAGUGCCAGCUGAAGCCUGGUCUGGAGGAGUCUUUUGAGGAGGUUCACAAGAUUCGUUCUCAGCUUUCUUUCCAGACAGAGGCGUUGCUGCACAGCCUUGGCGACCAGGACAUGCACGGAACGCCAAAUCCCGACUUUGGUUUUUCCGACGAUCUGAUAUCUACCACUCUUGGGUUCCUGGCCUCACCGCGAGGGGAUUUUCUUGACCGCCCAGAGCAGUCUGCAGUUAUGUCGGAGGGUGCUGCCGAGGAAGUUGGACUUGGCGUUCUGACGCUUCUGGGCCGAGCAGAGGCCGGGAGCCUAUGUGGCCAGGACCAACCCGUGCCAAAGCGCCGCGGCUACAAGGACGCCUUGAGUGGAAGGAUGGUGCCCGCCAAGCUGUGGCAGGCAAGCGGUGCAAGCAGCGGGGACGUCAAGGAAGAGCAUCCGGAAGCGAAGGAGAGACCGGAGAGGCUUGCGAAGGCGAAGGAGAGACCGGAGGUGAGCGAGGAGGGGGAGGGGCGUGAGGAGCGCUGUCUGGAGGACUGGGCGACGAGUCUGGUGCAAACCGCCCUCCUCGCAACGCUGAAGCGCCGGGCCGCUGCUGCGGAGCGCUUCGACGUGGCGGCGAAGCUGAAGCAGCGGGAGCUCGGUGCCGAAGCCGCGGCGGCCGCCGGCCGCACCCGGGCCCUCAGGCUGCUGAGUGCGCCUAAGAUGGCCUCUGUGGAGCAGCUCAACGAGAGAAAGCGGAAAGCCGUGGAGGUGGAGGACUAUGAGCUUGCUGGGUCUCUCAAGCGUGAGGUCCUGACUUUAGAGGCUGAGAUCCAAGCGAUGGCGCAAGACACAGUCCAGAUGCAAGCCCGGGUGCGAGAACAGGCCGUGCGUUUGGUUGCCGCGAUGCUUGGCUGCAAAGGCUCCCAUGGCAGAAGCUGUGAGACGAGCAGGAGACUUCUGAAGGCGGCAGGUGCCGAUGCGCUGAGAGCUGGUGAUGGGUCCGAGAGUGACCUUUGGAUCGAGGGCCUUUAUCCGUUUCUUCGAUUAGCCGACUGGUCAGAAGUGCCGUGGCGGCAGCGGAACGAGCAGAUCAGCACGGCGGACUCGAAAGAUGAGGCGCCUUGGCGGCAAAGGGACUGUGAGUCGGUCGCCACAGUCUUCUGGUCGCGACUGUACCAGGUUCCGAGCACGGAUCCAGAGCGAUCCGAGGGCAUGCUGACGAUCUACCUGCACCGAUCCUGCCUGAAGCUGAAGCGCCCGUUUUCCAGGACCUUGUCUCUUCGCGAGUCCGAGGGCGACCGAGCCUUCAAGAUGAUUACGUUCCGGAAGCCGUGCGCCUGUGAGGCCUGCGAUCCAAAGGAGCUGGUCGAGAGGCGAAGUCCCCUGCUGGACCUCACCGGCGACGCCCUUCCCAGCUUUGGCAGGUCCUCCUCGUCACCGCAGCUCGGGGCCAGAGCUUCGAGCCGCACCCGGUCGCUUUCUCCAGGGCCCGGAAAGGCCCCGCCUCUUCGCUCUGCGCCGGUUUAUUGCGACUGGAGUUCGCUCUACGUUCUUCAUGGCCAACCAGGCAUUCUACAAGCGCAGGCUUUGCGCCGGCUGCGAGAUCAUCAGGAGGACACUCUGCUCCAAUACGGCGCGUCGCGUUCACCCACCGUUUGGGAAUCGCCAUCCUCACGGAGCGCUGGCAAGAGUUGCGCUUACCAGGCGACGAAGGAGCUUCAACGUCCGAUCCCCACACCGCGGACUCCUCGUGCGAAGUCGGCAUCCUUGCGGCGGCAGCAAAGCGCUCCAAGCAUCCGGCAGUCGGCGCAGCGGAGCGAGCGGAGCGAGGGAGCAGCUGCCCGGAGCACCCGGAAGGAGCCUCGUAGUUGCUCUGCUCGCCGGCGCUGCGAGGGUCCGGCAGAGGAGCCUGUGUUGGAGGAGGAGAAGCGAGAUGCAACAAAGCUUCCACUGACUUUCGAGACCAUGUUCGGUGCAACAGGUGACGAAGUCUCACUGGAGAACCGGGAGGACGUUGAAGCCAUCCUCAGGGACUUGCACUCGGUGGCACAUCCUCUUUGUGAGCACUUUCGCAUCAGGUAUGACUUCUUGCUGGAGCAGCACUGCCAGGAGCGAAAGGCAGGGGUGGCGCGCAGGACGCCCAAGUGGAUGGGCGGUGAGGAGCGCUACCUCACGACUGUUCGUUUGCGGGUGCGCAGGCACCCUGCCAAGGGUGAUCCGCAAAAGGACUUCAUUGGACGAGGUGCCCAGAUUGCAGUCCUUCUCCACGAGCUUGCGCAUCUGCGGCACAUGAACCAUGGUGAGGAGUUCAUGUUCUUCCUCAAGGACAUCUUCACAGAAGCCGCGCGGCGGAAGUUGCUAGAUCCGACAAUUUCGAACGAGUUGCCAUCCUGCCGUGCUUGGGAGAACCUGAUCUAUCAGACAGGUGGGGAUGUUGCAGACGAGGAGUUGAUGCGGCUUUUCGACCCCAGCGGAGAUCCCACCAGCUGCGCCACGCCAAGGAACGGCCCUCGUGACCUUGCUCCUGAGAUCGCGGCGAUUCAGACAUCUGCCAGCCAGCCAAGCUUGGGCGGCUUGGGGCACAGAGGAGCUGAAGGGGCCAAAGAGGUCCGGUUGGAUGCGCCAGAGACGCACAACGUCCCCGAUUCGGCUGUUCCGCAUCCGGAUGACCAGCAGGAGAGCCCGCAAGCACCAGGUCCUUCGAGUCCAGAGGAGCAGGGGAACGGCGGAGCCGCUGCUCCGCCGAAGAGGGAGGAAAAGGCGCCGAAAGCGCUCAACGCGCCCCCUGACCGGUCCCGAAAGCUGAAAGAGAAGAAGACCGAGGCCUCUCAAGGCCAGGCGGCCUCUCAAAGCCCUGGCCAGACCAAGGCCUCUGGCGGCCCUCCCAAGGAGAGAGUGCAGCCGAAAGCGCAGCCGAAAGUGCGGACGAGUCCAAGCACUCACCGCGACAGAGCUGCGCCGCCUGUGCCCACGGGAAGGCAGGGCGCUGCGCGCGCGGCACGCCCCUCGUCUGUCCCGUGCGGAGGUGCCGAGUCAAAGCGGAAGCCGGGCGGAGUUUGCGAAGAGGGUCAGGCCAGCCGAGGCCGGGUUCUGAAACCGAAGAGGACCCAGGUGCAGCGAGUGGAAUUGGCAUGA